AUGCGCGCAGUUUCGUUUCUUCACUUCUUUCCUUUUUUACUCACAGGGCGCAAAAGAAACUCAAAGUUUCGUCAGUGUGAGAAAAUGGGUGGCAUUUGCAAGUCUCAGAAAACUCACGGAUGCUCUAUCCUGCCUGCAGAAUGCAAGAGUCGAUACAAACACUGCUGUAGGUUGUGAUGGCCAGUUGCUGAUACAUGCAGUACUUCCAGAGAGCAGUCAACUGCUCUGAUUUCUGGGAAAUAAAAACACCAUUAUGUACAGCUA
Messenger RNA from Mus caroli (Ryukyu mouse), 264 nucleotides. The record is from RefSeq and is a predicted model, not a curated record. Lineage: Eukaryota; Metazoa; Chordata; Mammalia; Rodentia; Muridae.